UCAAAAAAGUCAGCGCCAUUCAUCAUAACUUUCCAUAUUUUUUCGAUCUGAUCUCCACGCUAAGAAGCGGGUUUUGAUGGGUGAGUGUAUUGGGUUUGAAGACAACUGGGGCCUGCAAGCCAUAGUUCAGCCUCCAUUAAUGGCCUCCGAGUUCUCUUGCCACGACCUGUUCGAUUUCUCCCAGGAAAAUGUUCUCAACUUCGAUGGUUUUGUCGGGUCCGCCAACGACGCCUUGUUGGAGGAGCUUUACAAGCCGUUUUACCAGCCUGCACCGUCCAUUUCUUUCGCCGGAGAAGUGAAACAAGCUGAAGGCGCUGUUCAUCAGAUACUGCAGCAAGACGGGGAUGUUAAGAAGGGUGGUUUAGAUAAAUCUUCGCCGGUUUUGGAGACGCCUAAUUAUGUGCCCAAGUUCAAAAGAAGGAAAAAUGAGCAUAAAAGAGUGGUGGUUCAAGUUCCAGCUGAAGAACUGUGUGAGGAUAAGUGGGCAUGGCGAAAAUAUGGGCAGAAACCCAUUAAAGGCUCUCCCUAUCCCAGGAGCUAUUAUAGGUGCAGUAGCUCGAAGGGGUGUUUGGCGAGGAAGCAAGUAGAGCAAAGCAACACAGCGGCGGGGAUGUUCAUAGUAACAUACACGGCGGAGCACAGCCACAGCCAGCCGACGCGGCGGAACUCCCUGGCCGGGACUAUCAGAAACAAGUUCCCACCAAGUACGGCCUCAAAAGCCGUGAUAGCUGCCGAGUAUUCAUCAACUGCUCAUCAUGUUCCGGAAUUGGUGGCGGCCCCCACCGCCAACAAUUGGAGGGCGAGCAGUGAGGAGGAAACGAAGAUCAAAGACGAGGAUGAUGAAGAGUUGGAGAUGGGGGAGAAGAUUUCUUUGAGUGAUCAGAUUCAGAGCGGUAUGCCACAGGUGGCGAUGGAUAACAAUGAAGAUUUCUUUGCAGGUUUAGAGGAUCUGGAUGGCCUAAUUUCUCACUUUUCUUAUUCUUCACAAUACUUUCCCUCAAUGUUUUCUAGCUAGCAUACAUUACACAGGCUAGCUAGCUAGCUGUUGGAGAAAAAAUUAAAGAUAUAUCCAUUCAGUUUUGUAUAUACUAAAUAGUGUCACAUGAAUGAUAUGAUGAAGUUGCAAUAAAGUCAUAACACCCACUUACUUCAGAUCACGCAGCGGUCAUCCUACCUAAUAAGUCGUUGAAUCACUCACGAUGAAUAUUUUCUCUAUUAUCAAGUCAAGUCGGAGUAUAGGACCUUGAGAACGGAAGAAUUUCACUUUUUUGGGGCAAGAGAUAGGCAUAUUAUUAAUUUGAUGCUUCCAAUGUGUACGGAAGUUAUGGAUUUUGAAGGGAAGAGUAAAAACAUUGAUACCUUUUACAUUAUUAUUCUUCUUCUUCUAUGUUUUAUUAUUAUUAUUAUUUUGUUAUUAAAGAAAAGAAUUUAAUUUGUGA
This is a messenger RNA of Ipomoea triloba (trilobed morning glory), 1439 nucleotides long. Its product is annotated as WRKY transcription factor 22-like. NCBI's taxonomy places the organism in Eukaryota, Viridiplantae, Streptophyta, Magnoliopsida, Solanales, Convolvulaceae. The record is from RefSeq and is a predicted model, not a curated record. Gene Ontology annotation, cellular component: nucleus. Gene Ontology annotation, biological process: regulation of DNA-templated transcription. The coding region runs from base 77 to 1015 and encodes 312 amino acids. Gene Ontology annotation, molecular function: transcription cis-regulatory region binding; DNA-binding transcription factor activity. The transcript is spliced from 3 exons.